Megalops cyprinoides (Indo-Pacific tarpon) is the source of this 3094-nucleotide messenger RNA. It is a transcript of the gene pkdcca, whose product is annotated as protein kinase domain containing, cytoplasmic a. Gene Ontology annotation, biological process: protein phosphorylation. Lineage: Eukaryota; Metazoa; Chordata; Actinopteri; Elopiformes; Megalopidae. The record is from RefSeq and is a predicted model, not a curated record. The transcript has 7 exons. Gene Ontology annotation, molecular function: non-membrane spanning protein tyrosine kinase activity; ATP binding. The coding region runs from base 265 to 1896 and encodes 543 amino acids.
GUUCGCAAUCCGCGGAGGCAAGUGUCACCAUGAUCAGCCUUAUAUGGGUGGAUCCUAAACCUGCGUGGUGGCUUCAAUCAUAGCUACAAGAUGAAGACGUGAACACAGCGCAUUCCGCAUCAUUCAGUGCGUCGGGAUACCGUAUUGCUGUCAAAAAGCGUUUUGGAUUGCACGGCACAGCUCCUCGUAGCUAUAGAGUUCCUAUACAGCUGCAGAGGUGGUUGGUGGCGGCUUGAAGAGAAGACAAAGCUAUUUCUGCUGUUAAUGAUACCGAUUACGAUGAAGCGGAGAAAGAUCGCAGUCGCGGCCGGAUUCUGCCUCUCUUUCUUUUUGGGCACGCUGAUGAAUUUGCUUUUUAUUCCCGGGUUCGAGCACCACCAGAACCACGCAGACAGAGUGCAUCGAUUCUACCACGAACAGCAGCAGCGCGUCGUGGACGGCACGAAGCUUCAUGUCAGGGACUCGGACGCUGCAGCGGCAGUCGAUGUGAACGGCGAGCCGACAACCAGCAGUCGCCAGCGCCUCGACCUACAGCUGCAGAUCCGAGAAAGAUACGACGAGGUGCUCCGGUACCGCCAGCAGCAGUCGCCCUGGUCCGGGACUGGGAACCCAGUUCGGCCGUUGGAGAGGAGAAGGCUUAUGGACCUUGCGCAGCGCAACAACUGGGAGCUAAAUAAAGGAACGGAGAAAACCAGCAACCAGUAUACGGAUUCUCACCACCGGCUCUCGCCUGCAGCAUCCCUGUACACGAAAUCUCGGAGGGAUUUUGCCGUGAAUACAAGGAUCGUUAACGGUACACCGAUGCUGGGCUGCAGCAGCAUAGACAAUGUGACCGAUGUGCAGUAUCUCGGCUCCGGCUACACCAAGGCAGUGUACAAGGCGGCUUUGAACAACAGCUUGUCGGUGGCUCUGAAAUCCGUGGAUUUCGGGGGACACGACAUGGAAAAUUGUGUGAAGAAAUACGGCUCAACUGGAGACUGCUAUAGGCUCGCGUCUUUCAAGAUUGUCAAAGAAAUGACACUGAUGGAACGACUGCAGCACCCCAACAUUUUGAAGCUGUUCGGCUACUGCUACCAGGACAGCAACGACAUCCGGGACACGGUCACCGCCAUCACAGAGCUCGGCAGCCCGCUGGAGAUGAUUCAGCUGCUGCAGACGUCCUGGGAGGAGCGGUUCCGGAUCUGCCUGAGUCUGGUGCGGCUGCUGCACUACCUGGCCCACUCCCCGCUGGGCUCCGUCACCUUGCUGGACUUCCGGCCGCGGCAGUUUGUGCUGGUGCAAGGCGAGCUGAAAGUGACGGACCUGGACGACGCCAGCGCCGAGGAGACGCCCUGCUCCUCCUCCGCGGACUGCGUCAUGGAGUUCCCCGCGCGGAACUUCACCCUCCAAUGCAGCAGGGGGCGAUGCUCAGGCAUGAACGAGAAGAGGAACCUCUACAAUGCCUACCGGUUCUUCUUCACCUAUCUGCUGCCUCACAGUGCCCCGCCUGCCCUGAGACCGUUAUUGGACAAGAUUGUCAACUCCACAGGAGAGCUGAUCUGGGGCAUAGAUGAAACUCUUGUCCAACUGGAGAAGGUGCUGCAUCUCUACAGGAAUGGCCUCUACCUGCAGAAUAAUACGCAGCCCCACAGAGCAGAGUACAAGCGUGUGGUUGAUGCGUCCAUCACUGGUGAAAACUACCGCUGCUGGCCGUCCUAUCAGCACGAAGGCUGCAUGCUGUCCGUCUUCAACAUCCACGAGGCGAUUGGUGUGUGUGAAAGCCACGCCCAAUGCCAGGCCUUUGUGAUGACCAAUCAGACUACUUGGACAGGUCACCAGCUUGUGUUUUUCAAGACUGGGUCCGCCAGCCUGUCUCCUGCCCUCGGGAAGGUGACGUUUGUGAGGGUGAGCAGCUGAGGAGGACCCUGGGGAAUCAGGCGGCCCAAAGGCACCCCAGGAUCCGCCAGCACCCCAUCAGGACCCCAAACCUCCGAGGCCCGGAGGGGGCGAGCAGCCAGGGGACGAACCCGGUGGCGAAGAAGGACGGGGGGGGAGGAAAACGGACUGAGGAUUUCUUGCACUAGCGGUAUUCCUCUCUCUCCCCCCCCAGGCUUGAAACUGUACCAAAACGAAGCUCUUUAAUGUGCAAUAAUGCCAUUCUGAAAAUGUGACCGUUGACGUUGUCGGUGUUGUUUGUGCUGGUUUGUUGUCUGUGCUCCCCGUGUUUAGUUUAGUGACUGUCUGCAUGUGUUUGCUGAGGGGUUGUAAGUGAAGGACUGGAGCAGCGCUAGGCCUGACCUGGGGUGCAGAUAAAGGUCACGGCCAGAUUUGGGGGUGGGGGGGGGACCUCCUCUUUUUCGAUGUUUUCCUCUUCCCUGCUUGUCCCAGAGCAGGGCUGCUCGCGCUGCGGCUCGUGAGCUGGGUGGUCUCCCGGCCACACCCCCGGCGCCCCUCUCUCUCCACCCCUCUCCGGCUCGCGAUGUCAGAUCACCUGGGCGCAGGUGUUUGCUCUAGAGUUGCGGAGUCGGCUUUCCCAUCAAGUCUGUGAAGAGACUGGGGUGAAAUUCGAGCUGUUUCUUUCUUUCUCUCCCUCUCUCACUUUCUCUCUCUCUGUGCCAAAGCACUUUCUCUAAAGUCAAAUGGGGCCCAGGCUUCCUCUGCUUUACUACAAAGACGUUUAUGACCCAAGCUAAGAUUAUUUAAAUGUUAAUUUAAAGAUGCAAGCCCUUCAUUAAGGGCCAUCAAAAUACCAGGCUUAGUCUUAAACAUAUCUGUGUGUAUGGAACAGAUUGCAUCUAAACUUGAAUUACGUUAGGUAAUCACGGAUAAUGAUGGUGAAGAGUGGAGAAUUAAGUUUUAGGGAAGGUUUUAUUUUUUAUUCCGACUGUUGUGCCAUUAUGGUGUUUGGCCACUAUCAAUGUUUAGUAUCGAACUGCUCUUAGGUUACGUUUUGGAAAUGCUAACGUCAAAUGAAAGGGGGGGGGGGAUUUAAGAAAGAAGAGGAGGAAAACAGCCCCACCGAAAAGAGAGAUUGUGGUGUUGUACCAGAGUGGCCCUACUCGCCCGAUAGGGGUGUGACCCUUUGGGUGUUUGCCCGUCUUAGUCCUGUUCUCUG